GGUAAACAAAAUGGCGGCGGCGUGUGCGCUGCGGCGGCGGCGGAGGGGGUAAAGGGGCGCGGUUCGGCUGGAGCGGGCCCUGAGGCGAGUCCCGUGGGGGCAGAGCGGGGACGGUGGCCGGUGGGGGUCCCUCUGAGACGAUUGGACGCCAGGGGAGUGUGGCGCCGGGGCCCGGCCCGGUGCGAGGCCCGGGAGCGGGGAGGGAGGACGAGGCCGCCAGGCCCCCCGCUCCCUUCCCCGUGUCGGCAGCGCAGCGCGGGGCCCAGCGCUGAGGGAACGGCUCCGGCGCACGGGGAAGGGCCCUCCCUGGGCCGCUCCCGGCUCGCGAGCCCGGCGGUUGCGGCAGCGUCCCCUCAGCCCCGCGGCCCAGGAGCGCGCAGAGCGUUCUGUUACUGCCCCCUUCCUUCUCCCUUCCCGGAGGGUCUGUGCUGUUCCUCCGGCCCGGCUGACACCUGUGGGAGCGGCCCGUGAGGAGUCGGUUCCCCCUUCCCCCACCUCCUUCCUUUGGGCAGGGAAUGGGGCGCUGGGGGCACCUGGCACGGGGGUUUGCUGCCUCUUGAGCUGUCCCGCAUCUCGGUGCGCCCGCACAGCUCUGGGGGUUUGGCUGUCCAACGCCCGCUGACCCUGGGAGCAGCAGCGGUGACACAUCAUGUGCCAGGCGCAAUCCAGGUGGCUGAAGGAUGCCCCUGGGAGAUCUCAAUAGGCACCGAAGGCCUCAAACUUUUGUAGGCGUGAAAAGCGAAGAAAUUAGAAUUGUUUCUGAAAACUCUUUCAAAGAAACCUGGUUCCAGCUUCCAAACGGCUGAAAAAAGCCCAAACGUCUGCGCUAGUGCUCGGAAGGUGAAGGCUGCAGGGCAGGAGUGCUUCCCCCGCCGUCCUGCUGGGAGCUGGUGCCUGUGCUUUGCUGGGAAUGGAAAGCCACGAACGAGACUUGGCAGUGGUCUGUUUUAUGUGAUGGUCUGAGGUCCCCAGGAUGACCUAACACUUACCUUCACAAACUGGGCCAAGCGAAAGGCCGAGGUGACUUGAAAGAACCCUAGUGGUGGGACCAGGCCAGGAGCAAAGCGAGUCCCAACCUGAUCGUGUCUGGUCAGAGCUAUAUAUUCUUCUUAAGAGACGCGUUAUUGGAGCAGACCUGGAUCUUUUAGCAUCCAUUUGAGCUGGAAGCAGCUCAUAGUUCGUUUUGUUUUGUUGUUUUUUUUUUAAUUAAUGUUUGUACAAUCUUCUGGAUGUUUUUUUUUCAAGAAGGAGUAAAAGGGAGUGUUGGAAACAAACAAACAGGAUUAAAACCCUGAGCGCUUAAAGAAGACAGGUUAAGGAACUUAAUCCAGGAUGGAUAUGCAGGAGUCUCAGCAGCUGGGUAUGUUUGGAGAGAGCGAGCUGAUGUCUGUGGGGAUGGACACUUUUAUCCAUCGCAUCGACUCUACUGAAGUCAUCUACCAGCCACGGCGGAAAAGGGCCAAGCUCAUUGGCAAGUACUUGAUGGGAGACUUGCUUGGAGAAGGAUCUUAUGGCAAAGUCAAGGAGAUGCUGGACUCUGAAACCCUCUGUAGGAGAGCUGUGAAGAUUCUGAAGAAGAAGAAGCUACGCAGAAUUCCCAACGGGGAGGCAAAUGUGAAAAAGGAAAUUCAGCUCCUGCGACGACUGCGGCACAAAAAUGUUAUCCAGUUGGUAGAUGUGUUAUACAAUGAAGAGAAGCAGAAAAUGUAUAUGGUGAUGGAGUACUGUGUGUGUGGGAUGCAGGAGAUGCUGGACAGUGUCCCAGAAAAGAGGUUUCCAGUUUUUCAGGCUCAUGGGUACUUCUGUCAGCUUAUAGAUGGCUUAGAAUACUUGCACAGCCAAGGGAUUGUCCACAAGGAUAUAAAACCUGGGAACCUCCUGCUGACCACCAAUGGGACGCUGAAAAUAUCUGAUUUAGGGGUAGCAGAGGCAUUGCAUCCAUUUGCAGAGGAUGACACGUGCCGAACGAGCCAAGGGUCGCCAGCAUUCCAGCCACCAGAAAUUGCCAAUGGCCUUGAUACCUUUUCAGGCUUUAAAGUAGACAUCUGGUCCGCAGGGGUCACACUAUACAACAUUACAACGGGUCUAUACCCCUUUGAAGGGGAUAAUAUAUAUAAGUUAUUUGAAAACAUCGGGAAAGGUGACUUCACAAUUCCAGAGGAUUGUGGUCCUCCACUCUCAGACCUAUUGAGAGGGAUGCUUGAAUACGACCCAGCCAAGAGAUUUUCAAUACAGCAGAUAAGGCAGCACAAUUGGUUUCGUAAGAAACAUGCUCAGGCAGAGACUCUGGUGCCCAUACCUCCUAGCCCAGAAACAAAGGACAAGUGGAGAAGUAUGACGGCGGUGCCUUAUCUGGAAGAUCUGCAUGGCUACAAUGAGGACGAAGAUGAUGACUUGUAUGACAUUGAAGAUGAUAUCAUCUACACUCAGGACUUCACAGUACCAGCUGCAGAGGAGGAAGCUGAGGCAGGGCGUAGAGGAGAGAGCGGAGCGCUGGGAAGCCCUGACAAGCUGUGUGCAGGAGGAAGCUGUGCUCCCAUUGGAAAAAGGCAUAGAAGAGGAGUGAAGGUUAGCCUAGGCCCCGGAGCACUGCCCUCUCAGGCUCCCAGUGACCUGAGCUAAUGGCUGGUGCCUUUAACCAAAGGAUAGCUGAGAAGGAAAACUCUACGUGACCUACGUUAAAGGCAGCUACUCUGCCUGUGCACCCCAGGCUGCUCCUGCUGACCUGCCCAUGGAAUCCUGCCUCUUCUCACUCUAGCUGAAGCAUUUGGUUUCUCUUUAACUUCUCCAGUAGCUUGUGUUGCUGCUUGGUUUGUACUCUUCGUUGUGAUUAAAAAGUGAAAACUUA
Messenger RNA from Gallus gallus (chicken), 2848 nucleotides. RefSeq names its product serine/threonine kinase 11 (gene STK11). Gene Ontology annotation, cellular component: nucleus; cytoplasm. NCBI's taxonomy places the organism in Eukaryota, Metazoa, Chordata, Aves, Galliformes, Phasianidae. The record is from RefSeq and is a predicted model, not a curated record. Gene Ontology annotation, molecular function: ATP binding; protein serine/threonine kinase activity; protein kinase activator activity. Gene Ontology annotation, biological process: DNA damage response; positive regulation of vesicle transport along microtubule; protein phosphorylation. The transcript is spliced from 9 exons. Bases 1333 to 2622 code for a protein of 429 amino acids.